ACUCUCACAGAAAUGAGAGCAACCACCCUCGUGAUCUUGUGCUGUGCGGUGGCGUACGCCGCAGCCCAACAAGGCGCAGAAGAUGUCGCUCUUGCGGCUAUGUGGAACUUGGAGAGCCAAAUGAGUGAAACCGCAUUUGACAAACAGGAUUCUGUUUCCGUCGAAAAUGGAACAACUUACGAAAGAGAAACGACUCGAAAGAAGUUCCACAGACAAGUUGCUAAACCAAAUAUCUCCGGCGAAGACAAGAUAGUGAGAACAUUCGUCAUCGAGACCGACGCUGACGGUCAAGAGACCAUUUACGAAGAGGAUGUGGUCAUUCACAAGGUGCCAGGUGGCGGAAGCACAUCUACCACCACUGGACGCCGCGCCAUAUCAGGUUUCGGUGGCUCUUCAGCUAGCGCCAGCGGCGCAGCCAGCGCGAGUGUUGGCUCUGGCCCGCAAUAUGGUUCAGGAUCCUCAUCAGCUAAUGUAGCAGCAUUAGCUCAAUCAGGACCACAAGGACCAAGUGGGCCAGGAUCUUCAGCGAAUGCUGUCGCCUCUGCUCAAUCAGGACCACAAGGACCAGCCCGAUCACUACAAGGCCCACAGGGACCAUCAGGCCCACAAGGACCAUCAGGUCCACAAGGACCACAAGGCCCAUCAGGUCCACAAGGACCAAAUGGGCCAGCCGGACCGCAAGGACCAGGAGCUGCUGCUAAUGCUGGUGCGACCAAAUGGUCCAUAUGGACCGACCAGGAGCUGCUGCAAACGCUGCUGCCUCUGCUCAAUCAGGACCUAACGGACCAUACGGGCCACAAGGACCAGGAGCUGCUGCUAAUGCUGGCGCCUCUGCUCAAUCAGGACCAUACGGACCACAAGGACCAGGAGCUUCUGCUAACGCUGGUGCCUCUGCCCAAUCAGGACCAUACGGACCACAAGGACCAGGAGCUGCUGCUAACGCUGGUGCCUCUGCUCAAUCAGGACCAUACGGCCCACAAGGACCAGGAGCCGCUGCUAACGCUGGUGCCUCUGCUCAAUCAGGACCAAAUGGACCAUACGGACCACAAGGACCAGGAGCCGCUGCUAACGCUGGUGCCUCUGCUCAAUCAGGACCAAACGGACCAUACGGACCACAAGGACCAGGAGCUGCUGCUAACGCUGGUGCCUCUGCUCAAUCAGGACCAAACGGACCAUACGGACCACAAGGACCAGGAGCUGCUGCUAACGCUGGUGCCUCUGCUCAAUCAGGACCAAACGGACCAUACGGACCACAAGGACCAGGAGCUGCUGCUAACGCUGGUGCCUCUGCUCAAUCAGGACCAUACGGCCCACAAGGACCAGGAGCCGCUGCUAACGCUGGUGCCUCUGCUCAAUCAGGACCAAAUGGUCCAUAUGGACCGCAAGGACCAGGAGCUGCUGCUAACGCUGGUGCCUCUGCUCAAUCAGGACCAUACGGACCACAAGGCCCAGGAGCUGCUGCUAACGCUGGUGCCUCUGCCCAAUCAGGACCAUACGGACCACAAGGACCAGGAGCUGCUGCUAACGCUGGUGCCUCUGCUCAAUCAGGACCAUACGGACCACAAGGACCAGGAGCCGCUGCUAACGCUGGUGCCUCUGCUCAAUCAGGACCAAACGGACCAUACGGACCACAAGGACCAGGAGCUGCUGCUAACGCUGGUGCCUCUGCUCAAUCAGGACCAAACGGUCCAUAUGGACCACAAGGACCAGGAGCUGCUGCUAACGCUGCUGCCUCUGCUCAAUCAGGACCAAACGGACCAUACGGACCACAAGGACCAGGAGCUGCUGCAAACGCUGCUGCCUCUGCUCAAUCAGGACCUAACGGACCAUACGGGACCAAACGGACCAUAUGGACCAUACGGGCUACAAGGCCCAGGAACUUCAGCUGGUGCUUCUGCUACUGCUACUGUUUCAUCUGGUCCAGAAGAGAUCAUUAUUAUUGAGGAGCAACCAGAAAUAACUGACCAAACGGACCACAAGGACCACAAGGACCUGGAGCUGCUGCUAACGCUGGUGCCUCUGCUCAAUCAGGACCAAACGGACCACAAGGACCAGGAGUUGCUGCUAAUGCUGGCGCAUCUGCUCAAUCAGGGCCAAACGGACCAUACGGCCCACAAGGACCUGGAGCUGCUGCUAACGCUGGUGCCUCUGCUCAAUCAGGACCGAACGGACCAUACGGACCACAAGGACCAGGAGCUGCUGCUAAUGCUGGCGCCUCUGCUCAAUCCGGACCAUACGGACCACAAGGAGCAGGAGCUGCUGCUAACGCUGCUGCCUCUGCUCAAUCAGGACCAAACGGACCAUACGGACCACAAGGACCAGGAGCUGCUGCUAACGCUGGUGCCUCUGCUCAAUCAGGACCAAACGGUCUAUAUGGACCACAAGGACCAGGAGCCGCUGCUAACGCUGGUGCCUCUGCUCAAUCAGGACCAAACGGUCCAUAUGGACCACAAGGACCAGGAGCUGCUGCAAACGCUGCUGCUUCUGCUCAAUCAGGACCAAACGGACCAUACGGACCACAAGGACCAGGAGCUGCUGCUAAUGCUGGCGCCUCUGCUCAAUCAGGACCAUACGGACCACAAGGACCAGGAGCUGCUGCUAACGCUGGUGCCUCUGCUCAAUCAGGACCAAACGGUCCAUAUGGACCACAAGGACCAGGAGCUGCUGCAAACGCUGCUGCUUCUGCUCAAUCAGGACCAAACGGACCAUACGGACCACAAGGAACAGGAGCUGCUGCUAAUGCUGGCGCCUCUGCUCAAUCAGGACCAUACGGACCACAAGGACCAGGAGCUGCUGCUAACGUUGCUGCCUCUGCUCAAUCUGGACUAUACGGACCACAAGGACCAGGAGCCGCUGCUAACGCUGGUGCCUCUGCUCAAUCAGGACCAAACGGUCCAUAUGGACCACGAGGACCAGGAGCUGCUGCUAACGCUGGUGCCUCUGCUCAAUCAGGACCAAACGGACCAUACGGACCACAAGGACCUGGAGCCGCUGCUAACGCUGGUGCCUCUGCUCAAUCAGGAUCAAACGGACCAAACGGACCAUACGGACCACAAGGACCAGGAGCUGCUGCUAAUGCUGGCGCCUCUGCUCAAUCAGGGCCAAACGGACCAUACGGCCCACAAGGACCUGGAGCUGCUGCUAACGCUGGUGCCUCUGCUCAAUCAGGACCAAACGGAUCAUACGGACCACAAGGACCAGGAGCUGCUGCUAAUGCUGGCGCCUCUGCUCAAUCAGGACCAAACGGACCAUACGGCCCACAAGGACCAGGAGCUGCUGCUAACGCUGCUGCCUCUGCUCAAUCAGGACCAAACGGACCAUACGGACCACAAGGACCAGGAGCUGCUGCUAACGCUGCUGCCUCUGCUCAAUCAGGGCCAAACGGACCAUACGGCCCACAAGGACCUGGAGCCGCUGCUAACGCUGGUGCCUCUGCUCAAUCAGGACCAAACGGACCAUACGGACCACAAGGACCAGGAGCUGCUGCUAAUGCUGGCGCAUCUGCUCAAUCAGGACCAAACGGACCAUACGGCCCACAAGGACCUGGAGCUGCUGCUAACGCUGCUGCCUCUGCUCAAUCAGGACCAUACGGACCACAAGGACCAGGAGCUGCUGCUAACGCUGGUGCCUCUGCUCAAUCAGGACCAAACGGACCAUACGGACCACAAGGAUCAGGAGCUGCUGCUAAUGCUGCCGCCUCUGCUCAAUCAGGACCGAACGGACCAUACGGACCACAAGGACCAGGAGCUGCUGCUAAUGCUGGCGCCUCUGCUCAAUCAGGACCAUACGGACCACAAGGACCAGGAGCUGCUGCUAAUGCUGGCGCCUCUGCUCAAUCAGGACCAAACGGACCAUACGGACCACAAGGACCAGGAGCCGCUGCUAACGCUGGUGCCUCUGCUCAAUCAGGACCAUACGGCCCACAAGGACCAGGAGCUGCUGCUAACGCUGGUGCCUCUGCACAAUCAGGACCAAACGGACCAUACGGACCACAAGGACCAGGAGCUGCUGCUAACGCUGGUGCCUCUGCUCAAUCAGGACCAAACGGACCAUACGGACCACAAGGACCAGGAGCUGCUGCUAACGCUGGUGCCUCUGCUCAAUCAGGACCAAACGGACCAUACGGACCACAAGGACCAGGAGCUGCUGCUAACGCUGGUGCUUCUGCACAAUCAGGACCAAACGGACCAUACGGACCACAAGGACCAGGAGCUGCUGCUAACGCUGGUGCCUCUGUUCAAUCAGGACCAUACGGCCCACAAGGACCAGGAGCUGCUGCUAAUGCUGGCGCCUCUGCUCAAUCAGGACCAAACGGACCAUACGGACCACAAGGACCAGGAGCCGCUGCUAACGCUGGUGCCUCUGCUCAAUCAGGACCAAACGGUCCAUAUGGACCACAAGGACCAGGAGCUGCCGCUAACGCUGGUGCCUCUGCUCAAUCAGGACCAAACGGACCAUAUGGACCAUACGGGCUACAAGGCCCAGGAUCUUCAGCUGGUGCUUCCGCUACUGCUACUGUUUCAUCUGGUCCAGAAGAGAUCAUUAUUAUUGAGGAGCAACCAGAAAUAACUGUAACUGCCAACGCUAACGCAAACGCUGGUCAACAAGGACCAUACGGACCAUACGGACUACAAGGACAAGGAGCUGCUGCUAACGCUGGUUCCUCUGCUCAAUCAGGAUCAAACGGACCAUACGGACCAU
Cydia pomonella (codling moth) is the source of this 4701-nucleotide messenger RNA. RefSeq lists its product as uncharacterized. Bases 13 to 4569 code for a protein of 1518 amino acids. Lineage: Eukaryota; Metazoa; Arthropoda; Insecta; Lepidoptera; Tortricidae. The record is from RefSeq and is a predicted model, not a curated record. The transcript has 8 exons.